Messenger RNA from Oncorhynchus kisutch (coho salmon), 3489 nucleotides. RefSeq names its product potassium inwardly rectifying channel subfamily J member 5 (gene kcnj5). NCBI's taxonomy places the organism in Eukaryota, Metazoa, Chordata, Actinopteri, Salmoniformes, Salmonidae. Gene Ontology annotation, biological process: potassium ion import across plasma membrane; regulation of monoatomic ion transmembrane transport. The transcript is spliced from 4 exons. Gene Ontology annotation, cellular component: plasma membrane. The record is from RefSeq and is a predicted model, not a curated record. Gene Ontology annotation, molecular function: G-protein activated inward rectifier potassium channel activity. The coding region runs from base 390 to 1685 and encodes 431 amino acids.
UUCUCUGCCUCUCACAGUGUUCUUCUCUUCCCAGCUCAUUCCUCUUUGACUGCAGAGUGAAUCGUGCCAUGUGGCACAGACACACACACACACGUAAAGGAUAAAUCCUAAGAGACAAGAGCUCUGCGUGGAAGUAAGAGGAGGGUGAGGAAGUAAGAGAAGAGCAAGAGGGUGAGGGGGGUGGUCGGGGGAGGAAACACUCACACACUCAAGCACAUAGGACUAGAGCGGUGAAAAGGAGAAGAGAAGAGCUGGGAGGCAGGAGGGCUGCUGAACAAAGCAAGGGAAGGAGAGGGAGGUCCAUGGGAGAGUAGCAGCCGUGAAAUGCCUUGACGGGAGCCUGCCAGCUGCUCCUGUGGCUUCCUGAAGGUGUUGAGCUCCACCUGAGGAUGGCAGGAGAUUCUCGAGUCCACAUGGACCACGACAUGGAGAUAGGUGUCACACCCACAGCAGUGCAAAAGCUUCCCAAACACAUGCGGGAGGCCCAGAUCUCCACCGAGCACACCCACCUCAUCGCCGACCCAGUCAAGAAGCCCCGGCAACGCUAUGUGCAGAAAGAUGGCAAGUGCAACGUUCACCACGGAAACGUGCAGGAGACCUACCGUUACCUUAGCGACCUGUUCACCACCCUGGUAGACCUGCGCUGGCGCUUCAGCCUCUUCAUCUUCACUCUGGUGUACGUGGUCAACUGGCUGUUCUUCGGCCUGCUGUGGUACAUCAUCGCCCUGAUCCGAGGGGACCUGUGGCACAGCGACGAGGAGGGCUGGACCCCUUGCGUUGAGAACCUCAACAGCUUCGUUUCGGCCUUCCUCUUUUCCAUCGAGACGGAGACCACCAUCGGCUACGGCUACCGCGUCAUCACAGAGAAGUGCCCUGAGGGCAUCAUCCUGCUGCUGAUCCAGGCCAUCCUGGGCUCCAUCGUCAAUGCCAUGAUGGUGGGCUGCAUGUUCGUGAAGAUCUCCCAGCCCAAAAACCGCGCUGAGACGCUCAUGUUCUCCCACAAGGCAGUGAUUUCUGUGCGGGACAACAAGCUGUGUCUCAUGUUCAGAGUCGGGGACCUGCGCAACUCUCACAUCGUGGAGGCCUCCAUCCGGGCCAAGCUUAUCCGCUCACAGCAGACCAAGGAGGGGGAGUUCAUCCCUCUCAACCAGACGGACAUCAACAUCGGCUUCGACACAGGAGACGACCGGCUCUUCCUGGUCUCCCCACUCAUAAUCUCCCACGAGAUCAACGAGAAGAGCCCCUUCUGGGAGCUGUCCCAGGCACAGAUGGAUAAGGAGGAGUUUGAGAUUGUGGUCAUCCUGGAGGGCAUGGUCGAAGCUACGGGGAUGACCUGCCAGGCACGGAGCUCUUAUCUGGACAAAGAGGUGUUGUGGGGCUGGCGUUUCACCCCGGUCCUGUCUCUGGAGAAGGGCUUCUACGAGGUGGACUACAACAGCUUCCACGACAUCUACGAGACCAACACACCGUCGUGCAGCGCUAAAGAGCUAGCCGCUACGCUGCGAGAGGGCCAGCUGCUCCCCACGCUCUCUCUGCUGACGCCCGAGCUCCCCAAACCCUACACCCUGGAGCCCAUAUCCACCCACAACCCUCUCUCCAAAGAGGUGGACAAGGGGGAGGAGGGGGAGAAGGGGGAGAUCAACGGCUCAGCUGCAGCUCUGAAAGACCAGCCCGGACUGGACUGACUACUUCAGAUAAGCCAAACCAGAGACAAAGUUACUAAAGACUAUGCUUAAUUUAGUCAAUGGCCAGCUUGUUCCAUUGCAUUGCUUGGAGAUCAAAGAUCCCCCGCCCCAUGCAAUACUUCUCUAGUGUCUAUAGUAUAUAUAGUAUAUAUUUGUUUUGUAGACACAAAUACACACAGACACACACACACAUACUUACUCCAGAUUGGUCGUAUUGUCUUUAUAUAUUUGAGGCGACCACAUAUAUUUCCAUUACACUAGUAAUAGCUCAAGUGAUAUACUGUAACCUGAUGUGGAACAAGUAGCCAUGAUGAAUGAAUAUCACAUCUUACAAAUGAUCCAAUAACCUAAUUUUAGAGGUUGUUGAUUCUGCUGAUCGAGUAUUGAUUCCAUCUCUUGGCUAAUAUCUCCCCACGUUGCUCCCUGCUGCUCCUAACACAAUGACAGAAUAUGUGCCGACCAGAUCAUUAUCUUCAAUCCCAUCACGCUUUGUUAUUACUCCACUACGGAAACUCUUAAUUGAAGGCAAUAUGUACACAGCCGCGCUUUAACCCUCCUUCAUUCCUGUAGGCAGGAAGUGGAGCUCAGCUCAGUUCAGCCCGUAGCUAUAGAUCAAGCUCUGUCUCUUUGUAUUGGGUACGAUCAUCUCUGUUACGCAUUUUGUCCAAUCACCCGUUGCGUUUCCACUGUCAUGCUUAAUCACAUUACGUGUGAGGAAUAUAUUAGAGCAAAACACAGGGCCCAGAGAGUUCCUCAGUAUUGGAACCAGAGGAACGGGCAGUACCUCAUUUUGAUACUCAUGAUACAUAAGCACAAGUCCUGUGACCCUGAUAUGCCCCCCUUUCCUCCAUCUCUGUCCCCCCUCCUGGUGCAUAUUUUAGUGCAUGGUGUUAUGUAUAGGCUUCUGAUGAUACAAGCAGGUUUAUAAUGAUGUCUACGCCCAUGAGUGUUUCUUCCCUGCACUGUGACAUAAUACAAGCUAUUAGUGCUAUUCCUCUUCUUUAACCUUUGGUUAGUUCUCUUUAUAUCAAAAAACAAUAAAACUAUUAUUCGAGUACACAAAUUUAGCAGAUGUCCAGAUUCAGUUCUAUUCUACCCAUAGUCCUGGUCUGGACUCAGCUAGCUCCUGUUGUCUCUGCUUGAGAGAGUGUAUGACCCUGUCACUUGUACCGUGUGUCACAUUUUCUACAGUUGUAUUUUGAGGAUGUGUGUGACAGAGCUUGCAUGAUAAUGAACUGUCCCCUCGACAUAGCAAGUUUAAUACACUGCUAAUAAUACAGGGUAUUUUCUAGGCAUGCAAAUUGCAAAUAACAUUUUUUACAGAUAUUGACAACCAAUACGUUGAUGAUAGCUAAGAUGACAAAUCUCUUAAACGUUAACACUUCUCCCCCCUUCUAUAACAAUUAUUUGCAUUUUUCUGGACACUUGUCCCAACAAUGUAUUUUAUUUCACUGUGACAUUGUAGCAUCAUAUUUAUGCCAUUUACAUAAAGAUCAUUUAUCAUUAGAGAAAAAAAACUGCUCCCAUAGCUGGAAUGUCAUCUGUUUUCUGUGUGUUCUUAUGGGAAUAAACCUAAUAUGGCCAAAAGCACAUUACAGUAUGUUUCUGUUAGAGAACCAUGUGUGUGUGUUUGCAUGCUUGUGUGCAUGUUUAUGUGGGUAUCUGUGUCCGCCUGUCUGUGCACACGUGUGUGUGCGUUUGUUAGUGUGUUAAUUUAGUCCUCUGUAAGUAUGUGUGGUUAGGAGUUAUUCCCCUCACAGAGAGAGAGAGCUACAGUGGCUUGUGAAACUAUUCACUCCCUUGG